This is a messenger RNA of Choloepus didactylus (southern two-toed sloth), 2489 nucleotides long. RefSeq names its product septin 10 (gene SEPTIN10). The record is from RefSeq and is a predicted model, not a curated record. Gene Ontology annotation, molecular function: molecular adaptor activity; GTP binding; GTPase activity. The coding region runs from base 110 to 1465 and encodes 451 amino acids. Gene Ontology annotation, biological process: cytoskeleton-dependent cytokinesis. Gene Ontology annotation, cellular component: cell division site; septin ring; microtubule cytoskeleton. The transcript has 11 exons. Lineage: Eukaryota; Metazoa; Chordata; Mammalia; Pilosa; Megalonychidae.
AGGCCCCUCCUCUGCGGCUGCGGCCGCGCCUGUCGGGGGGCGCGGGGGCUGAGACCGCGGCUUGGGCUGGUCCCUCGUGCCGCCCUUCGCGCUGCUCCCGCUCGGGACCAUGGCCUCCUCCGAGGUGUCGCGGCACCUGCUCUUUCAGUCACACAUGGCAACAAAAGGAACUUGUACAUCCUCACAACUAUCUGAUGAUGAACAGAAAGUAAAACGAGAAAACGUUCGUUCACUAAGUAUGUGUGGCCAUGUUGGUUUUGAAAGUUUGCCUGAUCAGCUGGUCAAUAGAUCCAUUCAGCAAGGCUUCUGUUUUAAUAUUCUCUGUGUGGGGGAAACUGGAAUUGGAAAAUCAACACUGAUUGACACAUUGUUUAAUACUAAUUUUGAAGACUGUGAAUCCUCACAUUUUUACCCACAUGUUAGACUUAAGGCUCAGACAUACGAACUCCAGGAAAGUAACGUUCGGUUGAAAUUGACUGUUGUGAAUACAGUGGGAUUUGGUGACCAAAUAAACAAAGAGGAGAGUUAUCAGCCCAUAGUUGACUACAUAGAUGCUCAGUUUGAGGCCUAUCUCCAAGAGGAACUGAAGAUUAAACGUUCUCUCUUUAACUACCACGAUUCUCGCAUCCACGUGUGCCUUUACUUCAUUUCACCAACAGGCCACUCUCUGAAGACACUUGAUCUCUUAACCAUGAAGAGUCUUGACAGUAAGGUGAAUAUUAUACCAGUAAUUGCCAAAGCAGAUGCAAUUUCUAAAACUGAAUUACAGAAAUUUAAGAUCAAGCUCAUGAGUGAAUUGGUUAGUAAUGGCGUCCAGAUAUACCAGUUCCCAACAGAUGAUGAAACUAUUGCCAAAAUCAAUGCUUCAAUGAAUGGACAUUUACCAUUUGCUGUUGUAGGAAGUAUGGAAGAGGUGAAAGUUGGAAAUAAAAUGGUCAAAGCUCGUCAGUACCCUUGGGGUGUUGUACAAGUGGAAAAUGAAAGCCAUUGUGACUUUGUAAAGCUCCGGGAAAUGCUCAUUUGUACAAAUAUGGAGGACCUGCGAGAACAGACCCACACUCGACACUAUGAACUUUACAGACGUUGCAAACUGGAGGAGAUGGGCUUUAAAGACAUGGGCCCUGAGAACAAGCCUGUCAGUCUUCAAGAGACCUAUGAAGCCAAAAGACAUGAAAUCUAUGGUGAGCGUCAGAGGAAGGAGGAAGAGAUGAAGCAGAUGUUUGUGCAGCGAGUAAAGGAGAAAGAAGCCAUAUUGAAAGAAGCUGAAAGAGAGCUACAGGCCAAAUUUGAGCACCUUAAAAGAGUCCACCAUGAAGAGAGAUUGAAGCUUGAAGAAAAGAGAAAACUUUUGGAAGAAGAAAUAAUUGCUUUUUCCAGAAAGAAAGCUGCCUGUGAAAUAUACCAGAACCAGUAUUUUGCUGCAUCGGGUAGCACCCUAAAGAAAGACAAGGAUCGUAAGAAGUAGCUCCAAUUAUAUGUAAAACCGAGGUUCCUGAACUAUACAUUGCAGAAGGUCACCACAAGCAAAAGUUAUUAAAAAGUUACAGUAUGCUUUAUUUUUUUUUUGCUGUUCUUAUUUCUUGUGUCAUUUAUUAGUUCUAUAUCUGGCAAAUGGCCACAGUAACUGUCAUUUGUGGAAAAAUACUUUCAAGUAUAAGGUCAAAAUAUAUAUGCUAGAGUAGAUGAUACUACUUACAUAUUCACUGCUAGAAAUUUUAGAAUUGUUGGUUGGAGAUGAAUUUAGACCAUUUUUCUCUGUUGCCAAGUUAUUGACACUUUGCAGUACAUUAUACCAAAGAGAAAAGUCUCAGUGCCAUUUUAAAAUACAAAACUCAUUCCUGUUAUGUCUAUCUGAUAACAUUUAUAUUUCAAGAUGAACCUUUUUUGAAAAUCUUCUAAAUGUAAAAUUUUGGGAAUAUGUUUUGAAGUGUAGUAUAUAUCUUAAACUGUGUAACCUCUCAAUAGUUUUAUAGAAAUUUUAAAGUUUUGCUAUAAUUACCUAAUUGGUAAUGUGAUCUCAAGCUUCUGUAUCAAAUUGCAUAAUAUGAUGACCUUCUUUCUUCAGUAUGCCUUAUUGUGGUUGAUGUGUUGGUGUGAUGAAACAAAAUAUGAUUAAAAGGAAAACCAUCCAGGUAUAUAAAUCCAUUUUUCUAGCGAUAAGCACCUUGAAACUGGGUGUAUUACAGUAUUUUCAUUAGGUUGUAUCACCUACUCAUUGCUUAACACUCUGUCUUCCCGGGAAAAGUAAGAAGCUGGAGUCAUUUAUUGAAAGAUUUUUUUAAAAGAAAAUAGCUAUGAACAUCUGAAUAGUGAAGGUGUGAGAAAUUUAGAUGAUUUAUAUCUCAAGGGACAUUUGAAUUCAGAAUGUCUUAAUAGUAUUCUCAGAACAAUUUAGAGGUUUCUAACCUUUUCUUAACAUUCUUAGAUCUGUAAUUUUUCAUUUUUUUGUACUUGAAUAUUUCUAAAUAAAACUGAUAUUUUACUCUUGA